AUGAGCAACGGUUAUAAUCGCUCGCAUAAACUGGAUAACUUUCAGUUCACUGGUCUGGAUAAUGAUUCAGUGUUAGAGGAAGAUGAGACCGAUGAAGGGCAGCCGAUGAGCGCCGAUGAAGACACUGAGUCAACCGAACCGAACAUCAGCGGCUUAAUCAUCAAUGUUCAGUCACGCCGAGCAAAAUACAUCGAGCAGAACUCUUCAAAUCUAAUUGAAUCAGGGCCCACAGCAAACUUGAAUAUUAACGAGACAUCCCAAGCAACGGUGCUUGGGGGGUUCUACAUCGAGCAGAACUCUUCAAAUCUAAUUGAAUCAGGGCCCACAGCAAACUUGAAUAUUAACGAGACAUCCCAAGCGACGGUGCUUGGGGGGUUCAAUGACGAAAACCCGCCACAACCUACACGAAAAUUGCAUGUAAGGCUUGACCUGGUUACAUGCUCGGGUUUGAAGCUUCCUGACCACACUGACGAGGCCGUACGAGCAUAUAUGACUGCGUCAAUCGGAGGGACGGGGCCUAGUUCCAACCAUGUGAUUCGUCUUUGGGAGCCGUUUCCUCUUGACAUCGACAUGGAUAAGAAGCUCCAAGAAAGACACUGUUCAUUAGGCGACGUAGGCAUGUUCACCUCUGGAGGUGGCUUCGAAGUUAUGUUCAACAUAUUCCUAUCGCUGGAGGAGAAUAAUAUCAUGAAUUAUCAUCCUCCUUCAACAUUCAAACCCUUCCCUUUAAGGCGCCGUGUUGGUGACCGUGGGUUUAAGCUGCACGAUCAAACCAAGUACGCCACUUCAAACUUUCAAGCGACAUACUCCCAGGAAAAAGGAUUAAAAAGGCCCUCAAGCUACUUUAUCAACUCGACGAGCAAGCCGACGGCGCCCGGAGGUGCGAUUCUUAUACUACCGGAUGGGUGCACAAAACAUUCUCUACACAAGCAUCUGGAGACCGACAUCGCAAACUACAUGGAAGACCACGUUGCAUCGUGGUACAAAUUGGAGUUCAAGCCGUCUGAUAAGUGGCGUGGUCGACCAAACGGCUCGUUGAUGCUGAUAUUGUCAUGCUUUCGGUCGCACGUGUGGGCGGGGGCUUCAUUAUGCCCGAAGGAUUAUCUGGCCGACGGUUGCAAAGCGGUGUUGAGAGACCAAGUUGAACCUGAUUGGUACCUGUGGGAUAAGGAAAAAUCACCCAGCAUCAAGACAAACAACAACUCCUACAGCGAGGUAGGGGGCGUCGUCCGUUCAGUGGCAAUAGAGGUUGCCUCUAUUGUUUAUGGGUAUGAUAAUAACGGUGCAUUUGAAACUGGCAGCUACCAAAGCCCUUCGCGCCUUUCCUUUCGCAAAAAAAUGAGUCGCUCAAUCUCUUUUAAAUUAUCCCAACUUGGCCUUUCGAAGACUUCAUCCGUUGCAUGA
This is a messenger RNA of Psilocybe cubensis, 1404 nucleotides long. RefSeq lists its product as uncharacterized. NCBI's taxonomy places the organism in Eukaryota, Fungi, Basidiomycota, Agaricomycetes, Agaricales, Agrocybaceae. The record is from RefSeq and is a predicted model, not a curated record. The transcript has 7 exons. The coding region runs from base 1 to 1404 and encodes 467 amino acids.